GGGAAGAACCUUGAAAUGUCUUCAGAUCGAAAGCUGCAUUUUGUCGAGAGAGCAAGCGCUUGAUCGAAGCAGGAGCUUUCAUACGAAGGCUGCAUGGCGGGCCUUCAAGUUUCCUGCUUCAGGAAAAGCAUGCUGGGGCCUGCCAUCCAAGACAGCGGUUAGAAUCCAAACAUAACAAAUGCACCACGUUUGCACCACCGCGGUGUCUCUGUUGUCCUUCUUUGGAGAGGAUACUCCAUGACAGUUGCUAGCUGAAAUGAAGACUGUGCGAUGAAGAUGCAAUAAGGGCUUGUUGCUUGCUGUAUACCUCCAACCGCAGUACAAUCGAAGAAGUGAAAAAUGGAGGAAUUGACAACAUUUCGUAAUCAACGGCAGAGCCUGAGAGGUCGAAUCGAGAGCCGACGGAAACAGGGGCUUGCUUUGGUUGGAGAAGUUGAGCAGUUUGAAUGGAGCCCUUGGCCGAUCAGAGGUUCGUCUAACCAGGCCAACGGCCACCUUGAGCCAGGACACAUUGAGAAUGGAAGGGGGGAGAGCAAACGUGCAAGGGUGGAAACAGGCCAGGCGGAGGGGGGGCCUGACAGGAUUGUACGGGGAAUGAUUGCUGCCUGCUUGCUUGCACCGGGGGUCACGGCUCCGAAGGACUCUGCAUGGAUGAACAGAACUCUCCAGAAGGAAGCCACCCCCGAGGAGCGCCAGGCGCUCUCCGACGCCGGCGGCAAAGAUGGGCCCCUCGCCGCCGUCGAAUCCUCCCUCCGUUUCCUCGCCGGGGGGUCCGACCCCGCCCUCGAGAUCGAAGACUUCGCAGUGAGUGAGCAGAAUCGCAUCCUGGUUCUCGACUACGACCGUGCGCGCCUCGCCACUUUCCUCCCCCCCGGAAUGCGACUGGUCUCGCGGACGGUGAACGCAGCGGGGGGGCCGGAGAGGGAGGUGCGAACGCCAGGUCGGGGGGUCCCUCCGCCAGCUAGAUUUGGGGGGGGUUGGGAGGACGGCCCAGGUGGGGGGAUGGUUCGGCCGCCGCCGUUUCUGGGGGGCCCGCCGUUCAUGCCCCGGCCGCACUUUGGCGGACCCCCGGGGCCAGGGAGGCCGCCGUUCCGACCCCCCCUGCCUGCAGGGCCGCCGACUGUGGAGGCGGGCGACAAAGACCUGGACGCGCUGCUCAACAAGAAGUCGGUGAAGGAGGUGCAGAAGAGCAAGGAGGGCGAGGAGUUGCUCGAGCUGCUCUACAAGCCCACUGCAAAGGCCAGCGCAGUUGCCUCCAAGUUCAAAAGUAAAGGCGGCUCCGCUCUGAAGGAGUACUGCGAGUUCCUGACCAAGGAAGAUUGCCGCCGGAACCGGCAGUCGUUCUUCGCAUGCGAGAAGGUCCACUUUCGGCGCAUCAUCAUGCCGCACACUGACGUCAACCUCGGCGACUGCUCCUUCCUGGACACGUGUCGCCACAUGAAGACCUGUAAAUACGUCCACUACGAGUUGGACCCCACCCCCGACGUCCCCCCCCACCCCAGCGUUGUUCCCCCCUCCUUGGGCGCCCCCCCGAAAAAGGGCGCCGAGUACUGCAGCCCCGAGGAGCUCGGCGAGCCGCAGUGGAUCAACUGCGACAUCCGGACGUUCAACUACCCGAUCCUCGGAAAGUUUGGUGUCAUCAUGGCGGACCCUCCGUGGGACAUCCACAUGGAGCUGCCGUACGGAACGAUGGCCGACGACGAGAUGCGCAACCUGAACGUGCCCGUACUGCAAGACGAUGGCCUCAUCUUUUUGUGGGUUACCGGACGGGCCAUGGAGCUCGGUCGUGAAUGCCUGGAGCUGUGGGGAUACAAGCGGGUUGAGGAGCUGAUCUGGGUUAAGACCAACCAGCUGCAGCGGAUCAUUCGAACGGGACGAACGGGACACUGGCUCAACCACAGCAAAGAGCACUGCCUAGUCGGCAUAAAGGGUAACCCGGUCCUAAACCGGAAUAUCGACUGCGACGUUUUGGUUGCGGAGGUCCGCGAGACGAGCCGAAAGCCGGACGAAAUGUAUCCUCUUUUGGAAAGGCUAAGCCCACGGACGCGAAAGAUAGAGUUGUUCGCCCGUCCGCAUAAUGCCCACGCCGGGUGGAUGUCGCUCGGGAACCAGUUAGACGGGGUUAGGAUCGUAGACGAGGGGUUGAGGCAGCGGUUUAGGGCGAGUUAUCCGGGGGUAGAGAUCCAACCGGCGGACAAGGAAACAAGCGACCCGGUUUCGCCGUUGCUAAGUGAUCAGAAGGAACGCCCAGGGACGCCCGCAGAUGGGGUAUCUGGGUCCAUCGGAAGUAGCGCAGGGCUGACAGCAAAGGGUGUUGUGACCGAAGAGAGGUCCAUGCAAAGCACUUGAUAUUGUAUUCAAUCGAUCCUGAG
Klebsormidium nitens is the source of this 2372-nucleotide messenger RNA. The record is from the annotation of a GenBank genome assembly. NCBI's taxonomy places the organism in Eukaryota, Viridiplantae, Streptophyta, Klebsormidiophyceae, Klebsormidiales, Klebsormidiaceae.